Messenger RNA from Ceratosolen solmsi marchali, 1104 nucleotides. Its product is annotated as sorbitol dehydrogenase. Gene Ontology annotation, biological process: D-sorbitol catabolic process. The transcript has 7 exons. Bases 124 to 1104 code for a protein of 326 amino acids. Gene Ontology annotation, molecular function: zinc ion binding; L-iditol 2-dehydrogenase (NAD+) activity. The record is from RefSeq and is a predicted model, not a curated record. Lineage: Eukaryota; Metazoa; Arthropoda; Insecta; Hymenoptera; Agaonidae.
UUUACGUAACCGAUAAGAAAAUGAAGCUUGGCUAUAGUAUUCCAAAUUGAGUUUCUUUGCAGAAAAAUUACUUGUUUUCAGUUUACUUCAUAUAAAGUAUAUCAAGGUUCCUAAUUUUGCAAUAUGUCUACAGAUAAUCUUACAGCUAUUCUUUAUGGAAUCAAUGAUUUACGUCUAGAACAAACUGAAAUAGAGGAGCCGAAUGAAAGUGAAGUAUUACUUAAAAUCGCAUGCGUAGGUAUUUGUGGAUCCGAUGUUCAUUAUUUGGAGAAUGGAAGAAUAGGAGAUUACGUAGUUGAACAGCCAAUGAUAAUUGGUCAUGAAUCAUCUGGAACUGUUAUUAAACUGGGAAGUGCUGUUCAAAAUUUGAAGAUUGGCGAUAGAGUAGCUAUUGAACCUGGAGUACCAUGUCGUAUUUGCGUAUUUUGUAAAAGGGGUCGUUAUAAUUUAUGUAAAGAUAUAAAAUUUUGUGCUACACCGCCAGUACAUGGAAGUCUUCGUAGAUAUUAUAAACAUGCAGCAGAUUUUUGUUUCAAAUUACCAGAUAAUGUUUCUUUUGAAGAAGGAGCUCUUCUUGAACCAUUAUCUGUUGGUGUACACGCUUGCAAAAGAGCAAAUGUUGGAAUAGGAUCAUCUGUUUUAAUCUUAGGUGCUGGUCCAAUCGGUCUUGCAACACUACUUGCAGCAAAAGCAAUGGAAGCCAAACUAGUUGUAAUUUCUGACUUAAUUGAAUACAGAUUAAAUAUUGCAAAAAAAUUGAAAGCAGAUCAAACGUACAUUAUAGAUAAUAUAUUUAAAGAAAAUGAAAACAUUAAUAAUAUCCACAAGUUAUUUAAUGGACAACCUGAUAUUACCAUAGAUACAUCAGGUACUGAAUCUUCAAUUAGACUUGCAAUCAUGGAUCAAUACAAAGAUUUAUUUGAAAAAAAAGAUACCUGGUACAUCAAAACACUACUGAAGUCCAUUUUCAUUACAUUUCUGAAAUACUUCUCGUACCUCAUUAUCACUAAAGUCGAUCUGUUAUCUAUCUUUUUAGAAUUAGACUAUGGCCACCAGUUGCCUGGUAGAAGAAAAGUAUGGGAAAGUGGAAGGGGUAGCGCUUGA